Molecule: messenger RNA, 1599 nt
Organism: Dipodomys spectabilis (banner-tailed kangaroo rat)
Lineage: Eukaryota; Metazoa; Chordata; Mammalia; Rodentia; Heteromyidae
Product: zinc finger protein 624-like
Exons: 1
Biological process (GO): regulation of transcription by RNA polymerase II
Molecular function (GO): RNA polymerase II cis-regulatory region sequence-specific DNA binding; DNA-binding transcription factor activity
Source: RefSeq, a predicted model, not a curated record
UUUCAAUGUAACAUUUGUGGAAAAUCUUUCAUAUGCAAGGCAUAUCUUACUAGACACCAGAGAACACACACAGGAGAGAAACCUUAUGAAUGUAACAAGUGUGGAAAGUCUUUCACCGAGAAAUCAAAGCUUACUGUCCACCAGAGAACACAUACUAGAGAGAAACCUUAUGAAUGUAACGUUUGUGGAAAGUCUUUCAUCCAGAAAUCAAAGCUUACUGUUCACCAGAGAACACACACAAAAGAGAAACCUUUUGAAUGUAACAUUUGUGGAAAGUCUUUCUCCUGGAAGGAAUAUCUUACUAGACACCAGAGAACACACACAGGAGAGAAACCUUAUGAAUGUAACAUGUGUGGAAAAUCUUUCACCUCGAAGACAUACCUUACUGUCCACCAGAGAACACACACAGGAGAGAAACCUUAUGAAUGUAACAUGUGUGGAAAGUCUUUCACCUGGAAGACUUACCUUCCUGUCCACCAGAGAACACACAAAGGAGAGAAACCUUAUGAAUGUAACAUGUGUGGAAAGUCUUUCUCCUGGAAGGCAUAUCUUACUCUCCACCAGAGAACACACACAGGAGAGAAACCUUAUGAAUGUAACAAGUGUGGAAAAUCUUUCACCCAGAAAUCGAUGCUUACUCUCCACCAGAGAACACACACAGGAGAGAAACCUUAUGAAUGUAACAUGUGUCGAAAGUCUUUCACCGAGAAAUCAAAGCUUACUCACCACCAGAGAACACACACAAAAGAGAAACCUUAUGAAUGUAAUGUGUGUCGAAAGUCUUUCACCGAGAAAUCAAACCUUACUCGCCACGAGAGAACACACACAAAAGAGAAACCUUUUGAAUGUAACAUUUGUGGAAAGUCUUUCUCCUGCAAGGAAUACCUUACUCUGCACCAGAGAACACACACAGGAGAGAAACCUUAUGAAUGUAAGAUGUGUGGAAAAUCUUUCACCAAGAAAUCAAAUCUUAAUCUCCAUCAGAGAACACAUACUAGAGAGAAACUUUUUGAAUGUAACAUUUGUGGGAAGUCUUUCUCCUGCAAGGCAUAUCUUACUCUGCACCAGAGAACACACACAGGAGAGAAACCUUAUGAAUGUAAGAUGUGUGGAAAAUCUUUCACCAAGAAAUCAAAUCUUAAUCGCCAUCAGAGAACACAUACUAGAGAGAAACCUUUUGAAUGUAACAUUUGUGGAAAGUCUUUCUCCUGCAAGGCAUAUCUUACUCUGCACCAGAGAACACACACAGGAGAGAAACCUUAUGAAUGUAAGAUGUGUGGAAAAUCUUUCACCAAGAAAUCAAAUCUUAAUCUCCAUCAGAGAACACAUACCAGAGAGAAAACUUAUGAAUGCAACUUGUGUCGAAAGUCUUUCUCCCAUAAAAGAAACCUUACUGUGCACCAGAAAACACACACAUUAGAGAGACCUUAUGAAUGUAACAUGUGUGGAAAGUCCUUCUCUUGGAAGUCAAGCAUCAAUGUCCAUCAGAUAAUACACACAGGAAGGAAACCUUAUGAAUGUAACCUGUGUGGAAUGACUUUCACCUGGAAGUCAAACCUCACUGUCCAUCAGAAAAAACACAGGAAAGAAACCUUAUGA